AUGGGACCAUUCCCAUCAUCUUUUAGUAAUAAGUACAUUUUGGUAGGUGUGGAUUAUGUGUCUAAAUGGGUUGAGGCCAUUGCUUCCCCUACAAAUGAUGCAAGGAUAGUAGUGAAAUUUUUGAAAAAGUUUAUUUUCACUAGAUUCGGAGCUCCAAGAGCUAUAAUCAGUGAUGGUGGAUCUCAUUUCUGCAAUAAACAGUUUGAAAAUCUUUUGAAGAAAUAUGGGGUUACUCAUAAGGUUGGUGGAGAUUUUCAAGCAAAUGUGUAUGCUGAAUUAAUGCCUGGGAAGUUGCUGAACCUUAUAUUUCAACAUGGUGGAGUGAAAGGCCAUUUUAGUUGCAGCAUUAUGAGGAAAUUGAUGAGAAAUAUAGAAACUUUCAUGAAAUUUAACCAUGUGAACAGUGUCUGCAGCAGAAUUUUAUUCCUUGUUCAUGAAUUUUUGAUGAUGAGUUUGGGGUUGAAUUUGGGUGUUAUUCCUUGUGGUGUGAUUGUUAGUGUGAAUAUUACUUGA
Molecule: messenger RNA, 513 nt
Organism: Hevea brasiliensis (rubber tree)
Lineage: Eukaryota; Viridiplantae; Streptophyta; Magnoliopsida; Malpighiales; Euphorbiaceae
Exons: 4
Coding region: 1-513 (170 amino acids)
Biological process (GO): DNA integration
Molecular function (GO): nucleic acid binding
Source: RefSeq, a predicted model, not a curated record